Molecule: messenger RNA, 2007 nt
Organism: Mercurialis annua (annual mercury)
Lineage: Eukaryota; Viridiplantae; Streptophyta; Magnoliopsida; Malpighiales; Euphorbiaceae
Product: transcription termination factor MTEF18, mitochondrial
Exons: 1
Coding region: 149-1861 (570 amino acids)
Biological process (GO): chloroplast organization; regulation of DNA-templated transcription
Cellular component (GO): chloroplast
Molecular function (GO): double-stranded DNA binding
Source: RefSeq, a predicted model, not a curated record
AAAACAUAAAGUAAAAACUAUCCAAGCAAUAAAAACAAAAAAAGCUCCUAGGGUUUAAUCAGUUGCCACUGCUUGAACAUAGAAGCGUAACUCUCCCAAGGUAAGAAAUUCGAACUUAUGAUUUCCCGUAACUCGAAUUGGUAUUGUGAUGGUAUUAGUCGCCAAGAUCUGUAAAAGGGUAUUUCAAAUGAUACUUCAAUCUAAUCACCUGCACUAUCUUGCUUUUGAAAAACUAAAUCUUAGUUCACAGCCCCUUGUUAAAGCUCGAUUGUUUUGCACUGCUAGAUCAGUUUCUCAUUCGAGUAACCAAUUCUCUCGUGCCGCUAGAACCGAGGCUCAGGAUGUUCUCUUUGAGUACUUGCAUUCCACUAGGAGUUUGAAUUUCACUGAUGCUGAGCAUAUCAGCAGGAAUUCUCCUCAUUUCAUUCUAAAUUUGCUAUCUAACAUUCAUAAUGACAAAGAUGUUGUACGGUGCUUAGGUAAGUUUCUUAGGUAUAAUCCAAUCAAUGAGUUUGAACCCUUUUUUGAGAGCAUAGGUUUGCCCCUAUCCGACGUUUCUUCACUUCUUCCACAGCACUUGUUUUUCUUGACUGAUGACCAUGUCUUGCUUCACAAUUUUCAUAUUUUAUGCGAUUACGGGAUUCCUCGUAUUAAGAUGGGCAAGAUUUAUAAGGAAGCUAAGGAGGUUUUUGGUUAUGGGUCUGGAUUGUUGGCUUCCAAACUGCAGGCUUACGAAAACUUGGGUCUAAGUAAAACUACUGUGGUUAAGCUUGUUUGUUGCUGCCCGUCUCUAUUGGUUGGGUGUGUUGACAAUGAGUUUGCUCGUUUCAUUGAUAAGUUGAAGAGAUUGGGAAUAGAGAGUGAUCGAAUUGGUGCCUACAUGUUUUCUAAGGAAUCUUAUAACUGGAACAGAGUCUUGGACACUAUGGAUUUUCUUCAUAAAAUAGGUUAUAGUGAGGAACAGCUGCAUAACUUGUUUGAAACUAAUCCUCUACUCGUCAUUCAAGGCUCUGGGAAGAGGGUCUAUGUAUUGUUUGGUCGAAUGCUCAAAUUAGGCAUAGAGAUGAGUCAAGUUUACACAUUGUUUAUAUCAAAUCCACAAAUUCUGUCACCCAAGUGUGAGAAAAAUCUCCUGCAGGCGCUGGAUUUUUUGCUCUACAUUGGAUUGGGAAAACAAGAUAUUGCCAACAUAAUAUGUAACCAUAUGGAACUCUUGUGUUCAUGUACUAUGAAAGGACCAAAAACGGUUUGUAAAGAGUUGGAUAUUAAAAAAGAGAGUUUAUGCCAAACUAUAAGGCAAGACCCAAUUAAGUUCUUCACCCUGGCUUGUAAGUCGAAUGUCAAAACCAGCAAACAGAUAGUGUCUGAGGAUCAAAGUAAGAAACUGGAAAAGGUGUCAUUCUUAUUGAGGUUGGGAUAUGUAGAAAACUCCGAUGAAAUGAUGAAGGCGUUAAAAAAGUUCCGAGGUAGAGGGGAUCAAUUACAAGAGAGGUAUGAUUGCUUAGUACAAGCUGGGUUGGACUGCAAUGCUGUGUCAAGCUUGAUUAAGCAUGCUCCGAUGGUGCUUAACCAGAGCAAAGAUGUUAUUGAGAAGAAGAUAGAUUGUUUGACAAGGUGUUUAGAGUAUCCACUUAUGUCAAUUGUGGCAUUCCCAGCAUAUUUAUGUUAUGAUAUGCAAAGGAUUACUCUUAGAUUUAAAAUGUAUGUGUGGCUGAGAGACAGGGGUGCAGCAAAACCAAUGUUAUCAUUGAGCACCAUCCUUGCAUGUUCAGAUGCUCGAUUUUCAAAGUAUUUUGUUGAUAUCCAUCCUGAAGGUCCGGCAGUGUGGACGAAUUUGAGGAAUGUAUCAUCAUCAAGCUAAGCUAAGUUUUUGUCCUAAUUGUCUGUGUAUUCUUUAGUUGUUAAUAAACCUGAUGCCAUUGAUCUUGCUAAGCAUUUUUUGGUAGGUUUAUAUCCUAUGAACGAUCGACCUCCUCAUUUUCAUAAGUGACCAACAGGUGUUAGGCA